UUCGGACUGAGCACGACGGGGCGGGAGGGAAGAAAGGGGAAGAUAACGGGGGUAAUUAAAGAUAGGGCAUAUACUCCGUGAAAAGUGGGAGAAAAGACUUUUUGCAUGCUAUGUUGCCCACGGGUCUACACGUUUCUCACGCAUUCAUUUUCACCUUCGUGCUGGGUUCUGCCAGCAGUGCUCUGAUUCCAGAGCCCGAUGUGAAAAUCGACGUGCUGCAAAAGCCUUUCCUCUGUCACCGAAAGACCAAACUAGGUGACCAGUUACUGAUCCAUUACGCUGGAUUUUUUGAGAAUGGCACCAUGUUUUACUCCAGUCACAAGAGCAACAAUGGCCAGGCGGUUUGGUUUACACUUGGGAUCAAAGAAUCCCUUCUAGGCUGGGACAGAGGUUUACGUGAGAUGUGUGCAGGAGAGAAGAGGAAGCUAGUCAUUCCCCCAGCCCUUGCAUUUGGAAAAGAAGGAAGAGGAAAAAUUCCACCUGAAAGCACCUUGAUAUUUGAAGUUGAACUUCUUGAGAUCAGAAAUGGACCACGGUCACAUGACUCUUUCCAGGCAAUGGACCUCGAUGAUGACUGGAAAUUGUCCAGACAUGAAGUGAAAGAGUAUCUCCGUAGAGAAUUUGACAAAUAUAGAGUUGCACAAAAUGACACGCAACAGGACUCAAUGGUCAACGACAUCUUUAAGAAUGAAGAUGAAGACGAAGAUGGAUACAUUUCUGCUAGAGAAUUUACAUAUAAACAUGAUGAGCUAUAAGUUAAUAGUUCUGUCCCUUCUACAUAUUUGGAUAUUACAUUUGUGAUUUCAAGUGUUUGUCUUUCAUAGGAACAAAAAUAACUCGACUGUAAAAUAAGCCUGAUAAGCAAAAAACUUUUAAAAAAGAAUUGUUUUAAAAUUUAAUCUGAUACGUUCUAUAAGAGGAAUGGAUAAAUUUGGAUGGGAUGUUUACCUCCUAUUUUGGAUAUUUUAUACAAUAAUAUUGACAUUCACUCAGUAAGUGCAGGCAUUUCUGUGGGAAUUAACAUCAAUCAUAAUUACAUGACCAUCAUCUUGAUACUUUUGAGGAAUCUCAAGCCCACUACUGGUUCUUAAUAUUAAUUUUGAAAGGGGUUACUGUCCUGCUCAAUUUGCAAAGCUAAAUUGUUAUUCUUUGCACCCUACUACAUUUGUGGUAUCAAGGAGGGUGUUAGGUGACAAAAUGUUAAGCCAAUCUGCGCCUUAUCAAUGAGCCACACACUCUUUAAUUCUUUUGUCACUGAAUUUUCUUUAUGUAAAAAUACUGCCAGAGUGUAUUUAAGCAUAUGCUAGGAAGACUUGUUGUCGCAGUACAAAAUGUGACAACUAUCCUAUUAUUGAUUUUUGCCUUUUACCACCCCUACCUGCCAUAACAACAAACUUCAAUUAGAUGCCAUUAAUUGGAAUAACCUUGUCUUUCUUAUUUAUGAAUGUUAUUUAUUAUUGCUCAUGUUAAACUGUAGCCAAGAUAAUUACAGAUGGAGCAAGAUCAUUCUGCUAACUUAAUUCAUCCACCUGCAGAUCCUCCAUUUCACCAAGCAUCACAUUCCAAUUUCUUCUUGGGUACCAGAGUUUUUGGCGCAACUAUUCUGCCUGACAUCUGUUCCACAUGUUCACUUUAUGUAAAUGACUUGUCAGUUUCCUAAACUCAUUAGGUUGAAUCCUUGUCUGACAUUGUCAAUUUAAUGUAAUAUUUAUUUUUAAAUGUUUCCUUUCCAUGCUGAAGACCUUAAGUUUCUCUUGUCUUUCCUCAUAACUUCAGACCUUUAGCAUCAGCCUUCUAACCAUUUUCUGCUCUGCCUUAAGCACUUGAAUGUCUUUGAUUUGUUUCACCAACUUGAUCAUAUGCCAUGCUGAAAAUGUGGCCUGACCAGAGUACUACAUUGUUUGGCUAUAUUUCUUUCUGACUUGUAAUUUCUGUAUAGUUCCAUGUUUUACUGGCCUUGUUGAAUUAUGCUCUGUGUUUGUAUCUGUUGCAUGUCAAGUCUAUAAGCCUUCCCCCUUGGCUAUUUUAAAAAUUCACAAAUUAUGGUAUAGAUUUCUACUGCUAAAGACAAAAACUCUACUUUGAUUUUCUGAAUAAUUAGAAAAACAUGUAACAUUAAAUUGUACCCACAGACCUUUAGAAUUGUCAUUCUGAUAUGCUCAAUAUAGGAAAGUAAAAGUAGAAAACAUUUUCCCUUUUCAAAAUUAAUAGACGUGAUUAGUUAUGUUGCAAGUGUGGUUUUAAAUUCUGUCUGAAUUGAACACUUUUAAAAGUAGGCACUGUUUACACUGUGUAUUACUUGAACUUGCCUGGAAAUGGAGAACAAAGUGGAAUUCAGUACUGGAUCAGCGACAUAUCUGCAUCAAGGGAAUAGGGCCAACACACAGAUUUUACAUGAAGUGUUCUUCUCAUCUUGGCACUUGAGGGAUUGCUGAUAAUCUGCUCAAUGAAAGCUCAACUCACACUUGUCAAUGAGUAAUAAUUAACUGGUGAAUGUUCUCCUUGUGAAGGAGGAGCUCUCAAAUAAAGUUGACUCCAAGUGAUAGAAUCAA
Messenger RNA from Rhincodon typus (whale shark), 2552 nucleotides. It is a transcript of the gene fkbp14, whose product is annotated as FKBP prolyl isomerase 14. The coding region runs from base 111 to 755 and encodes 214 amino acids. Gene Ontology annotation, molecular function: calcium ion binding; peptidyl-prolyl cis-trans isomerase activity. The transcript has 4 exons. The record is from RefSeq and is a predicted model, not a curated record. NCBI's taxonomy places the organism in Eukaryota, Metazoa, Chordata, Chondrichthyes, Orectolobiformes, Rhincodontidae.